Molecule: messenger RNA, 909 nt
Organism: Sphenostylis stenocarpa
Lineage: Eukaryota; Viridiplantae; Streptophyta; Magnoliopsida; Fabales; Fabaceae
Source: the annotation of a GenBank genome assembly
AUGUGCUAUUUCUAUUUGGUGUAUCAUCAGUUAAGUCCAUGCUUACCCUCCACCAGGGUACAAUAUAAUGGUUCAAACAUGCUAACGGUGUAUGCUCCUAGAGCUAUUCUAAAGUGCCAUUUAUACCAAGAUUCAGCUUCUGCUCAACAAACAUAUCCAUGCAAGAUCAAUAACAAUAUUAAUUUGGUGAAUUGCAAUCCUAAACCUUUUGGCAGUCCUUCUAGUAAUAUAUUAUUCCAUAGUUCCUCCUUCUCUGGGAAAUGUGAUAAGCUACAGAAGAGCCUUCAUCUAUUCCAUCAUGUUGCCACACAUAAAUGGCUCUGUGGGUUACAGGAUUCCGUUUCAUCUGAUGAUGAGUACCGUUCUUCACGCAAUAUAGCCAUCAGCUUGUUCAGGCGAUACAAGAACUUCAUUGAUCGUGGUGGAGCCGACAAUCUAAAAGAGUUCAUCACUGCAGGGGUAAAUGCAUAUGCGCUCGGAUGCACUGAUGAAGGAUUGAGGAAAGAACUUAUGGAUAUGAAGAACUCUGGGAUUGAAAUUGAUGUAAUGCAAAGUUAUGGUGGAAGCACAAGCUUGAAAUCUAAGAUCGUCUCAGAGGAGGUUGAUGAAUGUAUUUUCUGGUUAAGCAUUAUAUUCAUCACCAUCUUGUGCACACCCCAACCAACCAUUGUUAGAUGGUCAUCUACGCCUCCAGUGUCAGAUGAAGUGAGACUUCAGUGGAAUGGCUUUUGUGCUCUUAUAGCAAAUGCAUAUUUUAUGAAGGGAAUGGCUUGGCUUCCCGUGAAGACUCUUCAAUUAGAACAGACAGCUGUGAUGGGUGAAGCUGAGAAACCGUCAGUUGUUGCUAGCCGAAUGCGAUUAGUCUUUAGCACACUUGAGGUUGUGAGUCCACAGUGGCCAAGAGCAUAG